UUGUGCAACCUGGAGAGUCAAAAGGAUGCUUGCACCACGGAGAAACCGUGGAAAUGUGGAGACUGUGGAAAGAGAUUUAAUUAUCCAUCUAGGCUAGAAAUUCAUCGACAUAGUCACACUGGAGAGAAACCGUGGAAAUGUGGAGACUGUGGGAAGGGAUUCAAUUAUCCAUCCCAGUUGGAAAUCCAUCGACGCAGUCACACCGGUGAAAAGCCAUGGCAAUGUGGAGUCUGUGGGAAGGGAUUCAGUUACCCAUCCCAGCUAGAAACACAUCGACGCAGUCACACUGGAGAGGGGACCUUGACCUGCUUUGAUUGUGAGGAUGGAUUUGUCGAUGCGUCCAAUGUGCUGACAGAUGAGCAACUUCAUGCUGAGGUGAAGCCGUUCAGCUGCACUGACUGUGGGAAGACGUUCAGGCAGUCAGCCAGCCUCACUGUCCACCAGCGGGUUCACACUGGGGAAAGACCAUUCGGCUGUACUUACUGUGGGAAGACAUUUAGGCAGUCAGGUGACCUCAUUGAACACCAACGAAUUCACACAGGGGAGAGGCCAUUCACCUGUUCUGUAUGUGGGAAAGGAUUCACUCAGUCAUCCAAUUUGCUGACACACCAGCGAGUUCACACUGAGGAGAGGCCAUUCAUUUGCCCUUACUGUGGACAGAGGUUCAGGCACUCUGGCACCCUCACUGUACACCAGCGAGUUCACACUGGGGAGAGACCAUUUAUCUGUUCUGUGUGUGCGAAGGGGUUCACUCAUUCAUCCCAUCUACUGACUCACCAACGGGUCCACACUGGAGAGAAGCCAUUCACCUGCUCCGUGUGCGGGAAGGGAUUCACCGAUUCGUCCACCCUACUGAAACACCAGCGAGUUCACACCGAGGAAAGACCGUUCAGCUGCACCUACUGUGACAUAGCACCAAUUGGGAUCAUAAAAAUCAAGAGGAUAGCCCCAGAGCAGAGGUCGUCGUGGGGAGCGAGUCCCGGAGGAAACUUACCUUGGAGCAGCUGACAGGAGGUGUGGAGCGGACUGGAAGCUUGGAGUGGGCACAGUUAUUGGACUGGGGUCUGGUGCGGGUGGUCAGAUCUAAGAUAGUGCCAUAAGAGACGACGUUGUAAAACUUUUUGCUGUACUCUUAUACUUCCGUACUUGAGUACAUGUGACAAUAAAGGAUAUUCUAAUUCUCUAACUUGGCUGUCCCACAGAAGACAGAGCAAUGUGGUGAAAGUGUGUUUUUUCAGGCUGGAAGUCCGUGACUAGUGGUGUUCUGCAGAGAUCCGUUCUGGGACCUCUGUUUAUGAUACAUAUAUAAAUGACUGAUGAAAAUGUAGAUGGGUGGGUUAGUAAG
This is a messenger RNA of Chiloscyllium plagiosum (whitespotted bambooshark), 1345 nucleotides long. RefSeq lists its product as uncharacterized. The record is from RefSeq and is a predicted model, not a curated record. Gene Ontology annotation, biological process: regulation of DNA-templated transcription. Gene Ontology annotation, molecular function: RNA polymerase II cis-regulatory region sequence-specific DNA binding; DNA-binding transcription factor activity, RNA polymerase II-specific. NCBI's taxonomy places the organism in Eukaryota, Metazoa, Chordata, Chondrichthyes, Orectolobiformes, Hemiscylliidae.